Molecule: messenger RNA, 2049 nt
Organism: Letharia lupina
Lineage: Eukaryota; Fungi; Ascomycota; Lecanoromycetes; Lecanorales; Parmeliaceae
Exons: 3
Coding region: 1-2049 (682 amino acids)
Source: RefSeq, a predicted model, not a curated record
AUGGAACACUCGAACCGCACUCUUCCCAGCGCAACCCCAGUAGACCUCCCUGUGAACGUCAUGGAGUAUCCUGUCAAUGACGCAGGAAGGUGGAUGCAAAAUAGGCUCGACGGUACAAUCCAUGCGGCUUUCAAUACCGAUAUUGAUGGCCUCGUCUACGACACUGACAAGGAGAAAUUUGCGCUACUUGCGGACGAUGCCCCACUCAACUUGGUGACUAUAUAUAAACAAGCGGAGAUCCAGAAACGAGAAUUUAUUGCAACGGUCAACAAGUACAAUACGGUUGCCAAACAAAGUGGAUCCAUGCAGAUGGACACAAACGCAGACUACACUUGGAACGACGUCUUAUAUGCGCAAGAGAGCUUUUCUCAAGAACGCGAGAACGUAACGUCGCGAGGUAUCAAGGGUAUUAUGUACAAACAACUCCGACGGUUCGGAGACAAUAGCGAGACCUUUCAGUCCUGGCUCAAACUGUUGCCAACAGAGUCUCAUUAUCUUUCUGUGCUCUGCGGGGGUUUGACAUUGAUCCUUGGGGCCGCCCAACAAAUGUCUGAGAUUCGCGAAGACGUCAGGAACUUCAUUGAGGACCUUCCGUCAAGGUUAUCCAAGGCCAAGGAGUAUAUCAACAUUUUCCAAGACUCCCUGCAGCUGCAUCAAUGUAGCGCUGAUCUUUAUGUUGCUAUUCUGAGCACGCUGGACGAUGUUGUUCAAACCUAUCAUAAGCAUGUUGCACACCGAUUUGGCUCCGCACUCUUGAAACAAAAACGGAGUGGGAAAGAGCUUCAGAAUAAAAUCAAGAGCGUGCAAGACUGCGGGGAGAGGCUUGUCAGUCAAGCGAAGAUCUGCUCUAUGCAGAUUCAAAAACGCCAGUUCGAUGGAGGAAAAGACUUGACGAGGUUAUUGGUGACAUCAACGAGGAAGCAGGACCUUGGUUUCAAGACGGUCGUUCUCCAGCAGAACGACAUGAUGGAAGUUUUACAGUUGCAAGAAAAGCGAAUCCAGUCACAAGAAAGCUUGCUGGAAGGCCAAGCAAACCUGCUCAAUCAAUUGCUUAAUACUUUGAAGGCGACUCCCUCCCAAAUAUUCGAAGCACCGCCUAGGCCGACGUACCUUGAAUGCGAAGAUUCAACCGGUGGCUAUCAGACCCCUCGAGGCCGUUCUCCAUCGCCCGGCGCAAUUCGAAACCAAGAGAGAUCUCGCCAGCGGCUCAAAGACCUCUUGAAUAUCUUCGAGGUCGAUGGCGAAACUGACACCGCAGCUAAAGACGCCUCCAUUCUUCUGCAUAUAGUUGGAAAUCUAAGCUCGGGCUCACAGGAUCGCACAGUAGCAUUGAUCACAUCGCCGGUUAUACAGAAGUGGCUGACGAGUACCGUAUCGCUUCCGCUCAUUGUUAAUGGGCAAAUGUUUUCCAGUGAGGGGGAAACCCGGCAGUCACCGCUUUCGUACUUCUGCACCAAGCUUGUAGACAGCAUCCUCCCGCCCAGCACGUCCUCACAGACAUCAAGAAAUCGUACCGUAUUUGCUGUGCGGUGGUUUUGCGGGCAGCACACUAAUUGCUAUGACUAUGGUCCAGGAUUGACAGACUAUGAAGCUCAUCCGCCUGGUAUGUUGAGCAAUAUGCUUGUACAGCUCAUCGUUCAGCUUCUUGAGUGUUCCUUCCUACCGCAGCUCGACCAUCUGUCCCUUCCAAAGAAUGAUCCGCAGCUGUUCGAACUCUGCAGUCUCUUCAACUUGCUGGUAGGAGCACUGCCAAGGGGCUCCAUUCUAUUCAUUGUCAUCGAUGGGAUCUCCUAUUAUGAGGAUGAGGAGCGCCGAGAGGAAUGCAUGGAAGUCCUGUCAACCAUGAUGGAAUUGACCCGUGGGGGCCCAGGAUCUGCCAAUGGGUGCCUGAUCAAACUGCUGGUAACAUCUCCACUGAGGUCCCAUCAUGUCCAGCACUUAUUCGAAGACACGGACAUCUUGGAUUUGGACGAGUACAUACCUCCAAACGGAGGCUUCACGGCCUUGCAGUGGAAUAUGGGUGUUGGUAGAGUAAUAGCUGAUGCUUAG